UUUCACUCAAACUGUUACAUCUCUCACUCUUUUAAAGCUUCAGCCUUUCCUUUUCUUUUUGUUUUUCAUCUCCUCAAAAAAAAAAAAAUAGUAAUAAUAAUAAUUAAAGGAAGAAGAGGUUCAAUCUUUGAUAAUUAGGCGAUGGAACUUAUCCCUAAUCUUCCCGACGACGUUGCUCGCGAGUGUCUCCUACGUACCUCCUACAAACAAUUCCCUGUAAUCGCCUCCGUUUGCAAAGGCUGGAACUGUGAAGUGUCUCUCUCUCAGUUUUUCCAGCAACGGAAAGCUUCAGGGCAUAGCCAAGAGCUUCUUAUCCUGUCACAAGCCCGGGUCGACCCUGACCGAGAAUCCGGAUCCGGAAAGAAUUUCGCCACGCCGGUAUAUUGGCUCGCUGUUCUCGAGUCCGGGUCGGGUCUUUGGACGGAGCUUCCUCCGAUUCCGGGUCAAUCCAACGGGCUACCUCUGUUUUGUAGACUGGUCUCCGUCGGGUCGGAUCUUGUUGUUUUGGGUGGGCUCGACCCGGUUACAUGGCAGGCCUCUGAUUCGGUCUUCGUCUUCAGUUUUCUCACCUCCAAAUGGCGUGUGGGGGCAGCCAUGCCAGGUGUACGGAGAUCCUUCUUCGGAUGCGCUUCAGAUUCUGAUCGGACGGUGUUGGUUGCGGGCGGGCAUGACGAAGAGAAGCAAGCGCUGACAUCAGCAAUUUGUUAUGACGUGGCAGAAGACAAGUGGGCGCUUUUACCUGAUAUGGCACGGGAACGAGACGAAUGCAAAGCGAUAUUCCACGCUGGCAGAUUCCACGUCAUCAGUGGAUACGCCACGGAGGAACAGGGCCGGUUCAGUAAAACCGUUGAAUCGUUUGACGUGUCCACGUGGCAAUGGGGUCCACAGACGGAGGACUUCCUCGACACCGGCGAUACAGUUAGUCCUCCGAUCUGCGCCGCCGGUGAAAACGGAGAUCUGUACGCUUGCUGGCGUGGCGAUUUGAUGAUGCUGAGAGAUGACACAUGGCAAAAGGUGGGCCAGAUCCCUGCUGAUGUGUACAAUGUGGCAUACGUGGGGGUGAGGUCCGGGAACCUGAUUGUGAUCGGCAACGGCAAAGCUUUGGUUGGUUACGGUGAAGCCACUGUUGGGUAUACCUGUGAUUUAAGUAGCUUUCGGUGGGUAAAAUUGGAAACAAAUUUUGGUCAUGUUCAAGCUGGUUGCUUCUUGGAGGUCUAAUGAAAAACUCAAAUCUUCAGAGUUUGGAUCUAUAUCCCAACAAUUUAGUCGGUUUUAUCGUUUGUUAAUCUUAAAAAAGAAAGAAAAUUAGUUCUGGGAAUGUAAAUAUGUAUUCUAUUAAUCUUAUAUGAUAUGGUAUUUAUUCAUU
Eutrema salsugineum is the source of this 1366-nucleotide messenger RNA. Its product is annotated as F-box/kelch-repeat protein At1g80440. The transcript has a single exon. NCBI's taxonomy places the organism in Eukaryota, Viridiplantae, Streptophyta, Magnoliopsida, Brassicales, Brassicaceae. Gene Ontology annotation, biological process: regulation of phenylpropanoid metabolic process; negative regulation of cytokinin-activated signaling pathway. Gene Ontology annotation, molecular function: protein binding. The record is from RefSeq and is a predicted model, not a curated record. The coding region runs from base 142 to 1218 and encodes 358 amino acids.